Aspergillus nidulans FGSC A4 is the source of this 1716-nucleotide messenger RNA. RefSeq lists its product as uncharacterized. The transcript has 5 exons. The record is from RefSeq and is a predicted model, not a curated record. Bases 1 to 1716 code for a protein of 571 amino acids. Gene Ontology annotation, biological process: DNA-templated transcription; regulation of DNA-templated transcription. Lineage: Eukaryota; Fungi; Ascomycota; Eurotiomycetes; Eurotiales; Aspergillaceae. Gene Ontology annotation, cellular component: nucleus. Gene Ontology annotation, molecular function: DNA binding; DNA-binding transcription factor activity, RNA polymerase II-specific; zinc ion binding.
AUGGCCAGCGUCCAUACUACGCCGAGUGGCAGGCCAAUCCGGCGCGGCCUGGGGAAUGCCUGCCAACUCUGUCGUCUUCGAAAGGUCCGCUGUGACCGGGUCAAGCCUGCCUGCGAGAACUGUCGACUGGCCAGGAUUCCCUGUGUCUUCAGUUCAUUGUCAGACCGCCCUCGAAGAACUGUCCACCAAUCCCAUGUUCAGAAGCUAGAGGUGCAGUUGAGGGAGAGAUGCCUGUCGCCCGGACUGACCUUGGCCGGGACACGUCUUUCAGAUCCAGGGAGAUUCGACACGGCGUUAGCGACGUUUCAAUGGCAUCUGAGUUUCUGCGACCUGCCUGAUUCUUUCGACUUGGCCGGGUUCUCUAAUGAACUUGUCAAAACUGUUGGACCCGUGGCUCCAAGUGAGCUAGCCGUUGUUAAGCCUAAAUGGCCGUCUUCUCAGCUAGUCCGGUCUGCGCUGGAAUAUUUCAAAAAAACUCAUCUGUAUUCGGUAUUUCCCGUCGUUGACGUGGAUGAGACUGCUCAAAUUAUAAAAGACAAUGAGCUUGAUCUAAACGAUGCGUCAAUUGACACCAGAAGUCGCGCCUGCCUAGGCGCCUUUACGGCGCUCAUCACUGGGCUUCGACGGGACGAGCCCGUCUUCGUCGCAGCUGGAGCUGAUCCCAUCGCCCACGUCAGGGCAGUCCUUACAUUACUCCCUGAUUUAGUCCUGCAAGAUAGAAGUCCACGAGCUCUGGAAACCUUGCUCAUGACGGCACUGUACAUCACCCCCAUGGGCGAACCCCAGACCAGCGAGGCCCUAUUGUCCCUGGCAGUGCGGAUUGUCUUCAAUACUGGAGCGAAUAGAGCAGAGACGGAGCGGAAGAGUCCGCAUUUGCGUGCUAUGUUCUGGCUCUUAUACUCAUUCGACAAGGAAAACUCACUUCGCAGGUCUCAGCCACCGCUGAUCCACGAUGCGGACUGUGACCUGGACCUCCCUUCUACCUAUCUCUUCGAGUACACUGACUACCAUUUUUUCCAAAAUGAGCUGUCUUCCCACGCCCUCCUGUAUCCAUCGGACCUGCGGAUGGCCCUGCUCAAAUCGCGAAUAUACCGCCUCCUCUACUCGGUCGAGGCCCAGAGGCAGUCAGAAGCGAGGCGUCUCCAGCGUAUCCGUGAGCUGGAUCAAGAAUUAGUUAAUUUAAAGGCUAGUUUUCCGCGCCAUUGCCAGCCAGACGACUUUGCGAAAGGCCUUGUCCCGGAUACACUGUUCCAUGACCUCAGCCUGCGAGGUGCAAACAUCCAUCUGGGAUAUUACUUUUGCCUAACCAAGAUCCACUCAGCUACUGCAGGUGGCGGGAUGUCACCACCGGCAUCUAGUAUAGAGCUCUGCUAUCAAGCCGCGCGCUCCACACUACUAUAUAUCAGGCGCGUCCAGAAUUGUAUUAUUCCAGAGACAUUCUGGAUUUACUUCCAAUAUCUUACAACCGCCGUUCUCGCUCUUUACCGGCGCUUACUCGUCGCAUCUGAUGUGUCGCAAGUUCGAGAAGAUGUGCAGAUCCUAGAAGACACAGCUGGUAUCUUUGCGAGGCUCUCUACUACUAAUGCGGAGAGGGGAAACUUUUUUGCCCCCUAUAAGAUCGCUGAAAAUUUUGUUUCCAAGAUCACGGCGCUGGCUAAGGAGUCUAUCAUGAGAUCGCCGUUGAACGGGUCCACUCAGGAGGAUAGGGAGACUUGA